AUGGCGUCGUCGUUGUCACUGGUGCUGAACUGUCCGGCGGUCGGGAUUCAGAGCUCUUGGGUUGUUCGACUGGGCGACAUCGAGGAUGGGGAAGACUUGAAGGCCUGCAUUGCGGACUUCCGCACUGCUUUGCACUCCAAGGGACUGGUGACUGUUGAGAAAGAGGGAGAAAUGAGCUCUGGGCAAGAAUUGCUGCUGGAGGGCCUACUCUUUCAACGGCUAGCAGAGUGGAAAGAGAAGCUGCGGCGUUGCCAGCAGGUAGAGGAGGAGAAACAGAACUGGGAGACAACGCUGCAGGCCAUUCGUGUGGAAUACAUCCGAGAGAUCGAAAUGUACAGAUUGAAGUUGCGCUACUUGGAGCGUGGGAAGGAACCGCCAGACCAACGCGCCAGUUCAAUGGGGCGCUUCAAAGCAGCAUCGGUGCAGACAGAGAUGCAGUCGCCCUUCCAGGAAGUCCUCUCCUUGUGGGAGAAGUCUUUUGAUUUGCAGCAGCGCUUGGAUGCGGUACAUCGGCGAAACAUGGCCUUUGAAGCUGUUGAAGACUGCGUCUUCACACUUCAACGAGCUGUCAUGGAAGAUGAGCGCCGCAACAGUUCUUUGGAAAAGGCCUUUCUGGAAGCUGUGGAAGCCUUCACCUGGAAGACCCUGGCCCUACAUGAGGCAGCGAGCAUGGCCUCCUUUGCGCUGCAGGGCCGUGAUAUCAUGGCUCUUGAUCGCAGUGAGCUUUGCCCGUGGAGCUCCUCACUUCCAGUUGCCAGACACGAGUUGCGGGAGAUGAUCUCCUCACAGUCUGUGGAGGAGCUGGAGGCGAUUGCAAAGGGUGAGGAUCGCGUUCGAACCGAACAACAUGUGCUUCAGCUUCGGCGGAUGGUGCGAAGUCUACAGAACUUGAGCGAUGGCGAUCCGGGCACUGUCUCUUCCAAGAAACAGCACUCAGUUCAUGGCUGCGUAGCAGCGAUGAUCCUGGAUGACAUGGAAGACGAACCUGAACUACCUGAACCGGGGCGCUUUGCUCAGAGCUUAUCCCAUCCACAACUGGACACCAUUCGGAAAGCGUUGGCGUCCGCCAAGGCAUUAAACGAGACCUUGGAUUUGGUGAAGAGUGUGUCCCAACGGUGGCCGAGCGGACCCACUUCCAGGGAGGCAAAAGACUUUCAGGCUUUUCUCUCCAGUGAUAACGAAGACGAGCCCUUCGAGGCUGUCCCCAGUCUCAGAGACCAGGGUCCAAAGACUCCAGUUCCAGUCAUCAGCAUCCUGCCGGCGAACGAAGUUGACGCUUUUGCAAACACGGCCGAGCUGGCCGAGCUGCCCAAGGAGAUGUCAGAGCACAUUUUGGAGGCUACUGAGGCUGAGGACUACGGUGCUGAAGUCACCCAGGAUCUUCGUAGAUUGGAAGAGAGCAUGCGACAAGUUGGAGAUUGCCGCCGUGAAGUUAAGGCUGAUUCAAGAUGGAACGAUUUCACUGAUUACAGGGGCAACGUGCCUGUUGCUGAUGCCUCGACCAUGACGCCGCCAAGUUUGCUUCUUUCACUUCUGAAGUCCAAGGAGGUGGCCUGGACUUCGGUUCCUUUGGGCUCCGAGAAGGACUUUCAAUGGAGCUUGAUGCCUGUACUGGCGCAGACAGAUGAGGCGAAGACACUAGAGCUCCCCAGUGCCGGUGACGUCGAAGCGGGGUUGAAGCGCAUUGAGUCGAAGAUGCUUGAGGAGGAAAACAAAAGAUCCGCUCUUCCACCACAUGUUCUUGCUGGGCAGGCUCCAGGAACUACUUGGCCUUCCAUCUCACCGGUUGCGUGGUCCCGCAUUGGGGGUGGCCUCGAAUUGGCCCGUCUCACCUCAGAGCCACGUGCCUACUGCGCCCAGCGGCGCGUGUCCAGACCUGCACCACCGCCAGCGCCGGUGGAAGAGCAGGCGCUGGAAGAGAUCGAUUUGAAACCCAUCACCUCGGCCAUCUCCUACAUCAAAAUCGCAAAACCGGAGGUCGAACAGGUGCCCCGAAAGCGAAAGGCUCGACGCGAAGAACGGGAGAUGAAGGUGGUGGAGCAAACGGAACAGGACCUGUCGAAGCAGGACGUGCAGGACCUGCAAAGCCUGCAGGAUUUGCAUGAUCUGCAACAAGUGCAGGUGAAAGCGCAAGAAGAGGACCUCAAAGCUCCACCCCACCAUGAGUUCCAGCAGGGAAGGCGGCCCAAACGCCGACUUCAUACUCUGGAGCAACAACGAGAUGACAAGGUGGUCCAGCAGUGGCUCACACGCCUACGGCAACCUCUUGCGGCGGUGGCCAAGAUUGAGGAGCCUCUUGAGUCGACUUGA
Molecule: messenger RNA, 2310 nt
Organism: Durusdinium trenchii
Lineage: Eukaryota; Dinophyceae; Suessiales; Symbiodiniaceae
Source: the annotation of a GenBank genome assembly